Anolis carolinensis (green anole) is the source of this 2568-nucleotide messenger RNA. It is a transcript of the gene adissp, whose product is annotated as adipose secreted signaling protein. The transcript has 6 exons. Lineage: Eukaryota; Metazoa; Chordata; Lepidosauria; Squamata; Anolidae. The record is from RefSeq and is a predicted model, not a curated record. Bases 201 to 725 code for a protein of 174 amino acids.
GCUUUGUGGGGCGGGGCUUCCUCCCUGGGCGCAAAAAAGGGUCUUCUGCACAAAAGAGGCGCCAGAGGCGGACCCGGCGGAGAGCAGGCGAGGAAGGCGCGGUGGUUGGGCUCCUGCUCGUGGACGCAGCCCUUGCAAAGAGGAGAACCAUGGCUGCCUUCUGAUCCUUCCCGGGAAGGGAGGCGUUCGGCUCGGACCCAAUGGCUGCGGCAAACAAGGGCACGAAGGCCAAGGCCACGGGGGUGCGCUUUGCCCCGACGCAGACGGUGGAGGGCUCCUCCAGCCACGUCCAUUUCGACGAGAAGCUCCACGACUCGGUGGUCAUGGUCAGCCGGGAGAAGGACGGACACUUCCUCGUCAAGGUGGGCUUCCUGAAGAUCCUGCACAAGUACGAGAUCACCUUUGUGCUGCCCUUUGUGCCGCUGCUGGGACGGGAAGUCUGUGCCGCCCCCCUCGCCAGCCUCCACCUCCGCGUCCUCAGCAUCGCCCCACACGCUGAAGGCUACAGCAUCAAGUGCGAAUACACGGCGCACAAGGAGGGGGUCCUGCGGGAGGAGAUGGUGCUCCAGAGCGAGACCAACGAGCGGGCCGUGGUCAAGGUGGUGGUCCAGGCACGGGUCAUGGACCGCCACCACGGGACCCCGAUGCUGCUGGAGGGGGUGAAGUGCGUGGGGACGGAGCUGGAGUACGACUCGGAGCAGAGCGAGUGGCACGGGUUCGACUAACCCUGGACGGCCUCGCUUGCCAACCCCGAGGCGCAUAUAUAUAUCUAUAUAUACAUGUAUAUGAGUUAUGUAUAUGUAUGGAAACCCGUAUCUCUAUGUUCCGGUUGAGCUUGAAAACACGCCACUGUUGCCGGAGAGGAGCCCCCCGCCUGGACCCUCCACCGGCCUCCGUGUGCCGCCCUUGAGCUGCGCUUGUCUUUUGUGGGACUCGGGAUGGGACGCCAUGCGCUUUGCUCCGGCCCCAGAACCCAUGGCGCUCGGAGCCACAGACUCUGGCUUCAGGCGCCGGUUUCAAAGGAAAGCCACGUUGCUCCUCCUCCUUGUUGUUUCCAAAAUCUUCCUUUUUCCGCCUCCGUGAGUGCGCGACGGAUUUCUGCGCAUGGCAUCGCUUGGGGGGGGGCGCAUUGUGGGAGUGGGAGGGACACAUCGCUGGGUUUUCGUUCUUGCCGUUUUGUCGUAUGCGAAGGGAAAGUUCCAAGGAAAAAAGAAUCUACUUUGGGCGCAUCUUCUGCCUUUGCGAUCGUUUUGGCGCAUAAGUCACUGCUCAAAGCAGGGCAAAUAAUCCAAAGAACCUACUGGUAAAAGUUUCCAGUUUGCAAUUUGGGUCAUUUGCAUUGCGUUGAACCUAAGAAUACCCAUGAGAGAGAAUUGCUGAUCAGGGAUAUUGAUCCCAAUGUUCCAGCCUUGGGACAAUUUCAUUCUCUUCUGUGUUUUUCAUGCGCAUCGGCCUCCUUCAACUGUGCAUUUUCCCAUUGUGCGGAGACAGCAAUGCUCAUCAUCCAAGACAGGGAGUGAUGGGCUUUGUAGUCCAACCAUAUUAUGCCAUUUCUGCGGAUGAUGGGAAUGAGAAUAUUUACUUUGUGCUGAAGCUGGGAAGACAUCUCUUUAGUUAUAAACAAUACCGAUAUUGAUCAGAGGCUGAUAAGUAUGUAUUGAUCCCCAAUAUUUCCAAGGCCAGCAUGGAGUUGAGUUGUUGAGUUUUCGUUUCGGUGUUUUCCUUGAAUCUGCCUGGUUCAACGGAACAUCUUUUCGAUAAUUUGGGACUACGAUGACCACUGUCCCAGCCAAGGAGUGAUAGGCAAUGUAGUCCUGAACUAUCACAACAUUGCAUUGGAUGACAGAAGAGCUGCCUCUUGCCUGCUUUUCCAAACUUCUCAACAGGAUCUGCAUGCGACACAAAGGCUUUUUGGAGCCUUGUUUUUGCAGGAAACGGGCCACAACUUGGCCCCAAAGGUGCCCCCGGUUUCCCACUGAGGAAAAAGCCCCCCAAAGACCCCCUUCGAGCCCGGUCUCCGCUUUCCCUUCAUUUCGCGCAAGGAAGGGCUUCUUUGCAAAAGACCUUUCGCUGCCUUGUUUGGAGUUCAAAACAUGGGCUUUCUUAUCUCUCUUCUCCGUUAAAAGCCAUAUAACAUAACAGUGUCUUGGAAAACCUUUUUGUUUCGGGUUUUGAUGUUGCUCUCAUUUAAAAAAAAUGUAGUUUUGUUGCUUAAGCGGCUGAGGGAGAAAAGGAAGGGGCCUGAGGCGGGUGGGAAUGGUGGGAGUUGGAGUCCAAAACACCGGAGGGAGGGAGGGCCCACGUUUGCCCAGGCCUGAUCUUCUCUUUCUUUCUUUCUCUCCUUUUUAUGACAAAGACAGAUUAAGAAUGUGUUGACUUCCUUGUUGUUGCAAGAAGAGCGACUGUUUUUCUAUGUGCCUAUAUACACAAACACACACACAGACAGACAUGCAAACGUAUAUAUAUAUAUAGAUAUCUUAAAAGAGAUGUUAAGUGUUUUGGGGUUUCUUUUUUUAAAGCAAAAGGUUCUCAAGGGAAAUAAUAAAUGUCAGUUGGAGGAAAAAUUUA